AUGUGGCUAAGAAUUGAAUGGAUGUCUGUGGUUUUCGCAUUCUCUUCAAGGAAAUGAUUUCAUUUCUCAUUCAAAGACAUUAGUAGAGGGCAAGUAACAAAAUGCAAGAUAAUUGCAUUGUAUUCCCAGAAAAGUGGACAGCGCAUGGAUAAGCUACAUUGUAACAUUCAGGGAAGUAAAUGGACAGCAUGGAAUUUCACAAGUAAGUUUUACAGAUACAUUUUUGCGUUAUUGUUUUAAUAAUUUUUUUUGCUACAAAAUGCACACUAGUUCAAGUAAGGAUAUUUGACAGAAGAUUCCGACAGUGGUUUGGCCAAAGCAAUCUUCUCGGCGUGGAAUGCCACGCAGGCAAUAGCCUACUACUACUAUACUACUACCCAAACUAAAGCAACGAAGUUGAAUGGGGGGUUGAUAAGUAGGCUAUGACCCGCGAAUGCAUUAAUAAGAUACUGUGACAUUAUAUCUAGAUUUAGGCCAACUAAAAUGAGGGCGAUAAAGAUAAGGAAAUACUUUAGGGGUAGUGGGAGAGUACUUGCAUUUGUUUUCAUUGCAUCUAUUAUUUGGUUGCUGUUCGAUAUGGCAGCGCUUCGCCUGUCAUUAAAUGAUGUUAACAGCCAACUUUUAAAAGAAAGCGUAGUAAAGGAAAGGCAGGCUGUCAGACAGCAGGCCACAAAACGUACUAAGUUAGUGCAUAGGGGGUUUAAAAAUCCAGUACAGAGAGUAGACUUGGACCUGGACGAGACAGGUAAUAAAGAUCCACUCCAGAAUGAAAAUAAAGUAUUUGAAGUGUACAGGAAGCGAGGACCCGCUGUCAAAAAUGACCCACAGUUUAUGGACAAAGUAAACUCGCAUGAGCAACAAGGGGGGAAUGCCCAACCAAAGUUAGAACAUGCUGUCAUCUUUAAGCAUAACCAAAUCGAGCCUGCUCAUGUCACAGUACAAUUGAGUGUGCCUUUGAAUACGAAAGCACCUGUCAAAGAUCCUUUGCCCGUCAAAGAUGUGUCAAAAAAGGCAGUGGACUUGGUGCUGGAGGAUGGGAAAGUAGGACCUACGGAGAGGGAUAAGAUUGUGGCAUUCCUGCAGUCGAACUUUACCAAAGUGCCACCUGGUGUUCAGGAAGGAAAACAUGUUGAAAAGCCUGCCUCAAAAAAUACAGGAGAGAACCAAGAGGGAAAUAUAGGCCUAGUGCAAAAAGGCAAAGAAAAUAUUGACUCCAAGACACAGAAGAAAGUCAACUCACUUGAGCCUGGCAAACAAGAAAGCUUUAUUAAAGACAAAGUUGCAGUGGACUACACAGUUAAACCUGUCAAAAAUGAUGUACUUAAAGGAGUAGAGGUGAUUGUCAACAAAGAGGACAAACAGAUCAAUGAGCUUGAUAAAGGUAACCCUGACGCCCUAAAGGAGUCCUUACCACCUACAGCAAAGCCGAAACGCCAACAAGGAGUUCCCACAAAUUCCACAGUUGUUCGAAACACAGGCGUCCACAAAGUGCUGGCAUUAGACAUGACCCAAGCGCCUAGAGAUGCCAAUGCAAUUGGGCAAUUUGGGCAAGCAGCCAUGGUGCCCAGUGACAAAGAGCAGGAGGUGAGGAACCGUUGGAAUGAGGGCCAUUUCAACGUCUACCUGAGUGACCAGAUCCCUGUGGACAGAGCCAUCCCAGACACCAGACCUCAUACUUGUUCUGAGAGUGUGGUCCAUGAUUACUUGCCCACCACCAGUGUGAUCUUCUGCUUUGUGGACGAGGUGUGGUCCACUUUGCUCCGGUCUGUCCACAGUGUCCUCAACCGGUCUCCACCACACCUUCUCAAAGAGAUCAUCCUGGUGGAUGACUUUAGUUCAAAAGAAUAUCUCAAGGACCAUCUGGAUGUGUAUAUGUCCCAGUAUCCCAAAGUACGGAUCGUCCGUCUGAAGGAGAGGCAGGGCUUGAUCCGAGCUAGGCUGGCAGGAGCUGCCAUUGCCAAAGGUGACGUUUUGACCUUUCUUGACUCGCAUAUUGAAUGCAACGUGGGCUGGCUGGAACCUCUGCUGGAGAGAGUGUACAUGGACCGGAGGAAAGUGGCCUGCCCAGUCAUCGAAGUAAUCAGUGACAAGGAUAUGAGCUAUGUGUUGGUUGACAACUUCCAAAGAGGGGUGUUCAAAUGGCCCUUGGUGUUUGGGUGGAGCACGUUAUCAAAGGACACCAUCAAGAAGAAUCACAUGAAGGAUUCAGAUCCCAUCAGAUGUCCUGUCAUGGCAGGAGGCCUUUUCUCCAUCGAUAAGAAGUACUUCUAUGAACUGGGCUCUUAUGAUCCUGGCCUGGAUGUAUGGGGUGGAGAGAACAUGGAGAUCUCUUUUAAGAUUUGGAUGUGUGGAGGUGAGAUCGAGAUCAUCCCGUGUUCCCGAGUGGGCCAUAUUUUCCGAGGCGAGAACCCGUACAAGUUUCCCAAGGACAGGCAGAAGACGGUUGAGCGUAACCUGGCCAGGGUGGCAGAGGUGUGGCUGGAUGAGUACAGGGACCUGUUCUACGGCCAUGGAUACCUCCAUCUGCUGGAUAGGAGUAUCAUCGACAUUGGCAACCUCACAGACCAGAUCGAACUCAGAAAGAAGCUUGAGUGCAAGAGCUUCAAGUGGUACCUGGACAACGUGUACCCAGACAUGGUCGCUCCGCUGGUCAAAGCUGAGGGGCUGGUUUUCAAUCGUGGAGUCAGAAAAUGCCUCGCUCUGCAGGAUGGCUCCCUUGCAUUUGAGAUAUGUGAUCUCAGCAAGCUGAGUCAACACUUCAAUUACACCUGGAUGAGGCACGUUCGCCAGAAGGAUGUCUGUGUCACUGCUCAUGGCAAAGGGACCAGUCUGGCUCUGCAGCCGUGUGACAACACCAAGCCACAGCUACGCUGGCUCCACAAGUCCACCAACUCGGCUCUGGUGGAGCACCUCAUAGCGGAGCAUAGUCCCCGGCGUACGUGCCUGGAGGCUGGGGCGCUGGAUGACAGCAUACAGCUGAAGGAGUGCGAGUCUACCAGUCCCUACCAGAAGUGGCAGUUCACACACUACCACACUGUGUGAUGGGAGUACAGGAAUACAGCACUGUUCCUGCAUUAGAGAUUGACACUAAAGUACUUGACUGUACUGUAUGCAUUUGGAUGUGUUCAGUGUAUUUCUACAAUGGGAUAUGCAUGGUGCUGCUGGUAUGUUGGUGUGAGGGUGGUGUUGGGAUGUGCAAUGCUCUUUUUUUUUUUUUACUUCUCCUUUUUAUCAUGAUCAAGCUUCACUUGGAAUUUUGAAUUUUUGCAUGGCUGAUGCCCCGGAAUGAUUUGAAAGGACAGCUGUUACGGUGUAAUUACAGUUUUGUAUUUGAUGGCAUAGUUUACUGGUGUAGGCUAUACAAAUAAAUAAUAGUUGCAUACUCGUAUACAGUGGCUUGAGGAAGUAUUCACCCCCCUUGGCAUUUUUCCUAUUUUGUUGCCUUACAA
This is a messenger RNA of Salvelinus namaycush (lake trout), 3449 nucleotides long. Its product is annotated as polypeptide N-acetylgalactosaminyltransferase 5-like. Lineage: Eukaryota; Metazoa; Chordata; Actinopteri; Salmoniformes; Salmonidae. The record is from RefSeq and is a predicted model, not a curated record. Gene Ontology annotation, cellular component: Golgi apparatus. The transcript is spliced from 10 exons. Bases 484 to 3042 code for a protein of 852 amino acids.